GCAAAACACGGCCGAUCGGGAAUAAUCACACAUGCCAAAUCCGAGAUCAGCCCGAAGCAGUCAGCGGUCUGUUCUCGCCUGCACUAAUUGCUCUCGCCGCAAGAUCAAAUGCUCCAAGACGAUUCCCUGCACUGCAUGCGUGCGCCAGCACAAAGCUGCGCAAUGUCAGCGAGAGCCUGUCACCGUGGUUUCGAGGCGCUUGGUAGGGCGUUCUAGGGCCUCGACAGCACUGAACGACCUGCCUGUACCUGUCCCUGAAGCGGCCAGCCUCGCGACAGUGUCGCCAACUCCAAUCGACGAAGUACCCGUCAGUACUACUGUUGACCCUGCAGCUGGUAGCACUGCUAUAAUUAGCAAUGAUCCUCUAUGGCAAAUUGAUGAGCGAAUGAUUGAACAGCUUUUGGCUUCGCUAUCCACGCCCGAUACAAGGCUAACCAACGAAGAUGCUGCCACGCUGGAGUUUCUUACCCACGGUCGGCGCAAUAUCCUCAACCAAUUUAUUGGAAGAGAGUCCAUGUCCACCUCAAUGACGCAGCCUGUGCAAAAAUGGGAUACGUUCCUACCUAUCGAGGAUGCUCGCUCGUUGCUAGUACUUCAUGAGAAGCAUCUGACUUGGAUGCAUAACACAGUUCAUAUGCCAACUUUUCUGCGCGAGUUUGAUGAGAAUGUUCGCAUGAUUGAAUGUGAUAGAAAUUGGAUAGCCCUUUAUUAUGCUCUUCUCUCCCAAACGCUCUACCAUCUCGACAACGCCUACCUAGCAUCACUGUCCCAUCCAAUAAAAGUUGACAGCAAAGCGUCCGGUAUAUUGUUCGACAAGAGCAGAGAGAUGCUCGAUGAGGCCGAGUUCAUGGACAAGCAUAAGCUGACCUCGGUUCAAACUAUCUGCUUGCUGGUUCAAGUUGCUCACAAUUUUGACAAGUCUGACCUCAUAUGUGUUCUCGUAUCUGCUGCUAUUCGCAUCGCUCAAUGCCUGAACCUGCACCGGCUGGGUCUUCAUGACCCUGUUGCCGGUGCCAAUGAGGCCAUCGACCGCGAAGUGCGAAAGCGAGUGUGGUGGUUUCUCGUGCGGUACGACUGGCUACAGAUCCCGUUCCAAAACACCUGCCAGGUUCACUAUUCACAGUUCAACACCCCGAUGCCAGCUAAUUGUCAUGAUGAUGAACAGCGCAUGAUAAAAGAUGGCAGAAUUGACGCGCAGCCGGCUGAGAUCAGUACCAUUACUACCUGGACCAAUUGCCUUGCCCAGAUGUCUGUUGUUAUGUGGAGACAUCACGAUAACAUGUCAAGGCAGGGAAGCACUGAGACUGAUGAUAUUGAUGCAAGAUACAAUGAAGUCAUACGAGCCGAUGAGGAAAUCAAGAGCCUAUAUCUAUCAUGGCCUGAUACAUUACGAGCCGUCAAUAACACGCCAAGUGAUAAUCCAUCAACCGAUGGCCUGCCCACGGGCCUAAUGCCAGCAAUGCUUCUCAUGAGUAUUGCCCAAAAAAUCUUUACCGUUCAUCGCCAAUUCCAACUGUCGUGUUUUCGCGACAGGCGAUAUGCAUUCUCUCAACUAUCAUGCGUAACGAUCGCGGAGCGAAGCAUCGAAGCUUUCCAGAGAUGGCCCAAUUGUUUGGAGGCACGCAUCUGCCGCCGAAUGUGGACUACACUGUCCUACAUGAUCAGCUGCUCAAUCACUCUCCUUUUUGCUUUGCUCUUCAAGGCACAAAAUGCCCUCACGCAUGAUUGGGAGAGGCUACGCGCUUAUGUCGAGUUUGGGAAGAAAUUCCUUGGUAAGGAAGCAGAGACGAGCUCGAUCGCCAGGAGAGGAGCCCGAUUACUCAGCGCGUUGAUGGAGCUUGAGCGCACCUCGGGUUUCUCAUCGGAUAUCGAAGCAGAUAUUGGAGAUACUAUAAGACGCGUUGCGUUGGCUGACGACGACGGUGUUGAAGCGAGUACUGGUGAAGGUUACCAGAUGGUCUUCCCGUACGGGCAAGAUCUUUGGGAAAGCCUGAUGAGGGAUCCUACCGAGGUUGAACUGAUGUGA
Messenger RNA from Fusarium verticillioides 7600, 2026 nucleotides. RefSeq lists its product as hypothetical. NCBI's taxonomy places the organism in Eukaryota, Fungi, Ascomycota, Sordariomycetes, Hypocreales, Nectriaceae. The record is from RefSeq and is a predicted model, not a curated record. The coding region runs from base 32 to 2026 and encodes 664 amino acids. The transcript has 6 exons. Gene Ontology annotation, biological process: DNA-templated transcription; regulation of DNA-templated transcription. Gene Ontology annotation, molecular function: DNA-binding transcription factor activity, RNA polymerase II-specific; DNA binding; zinc ion binding.